Caenorhabditis auriculariae is the source of this 555-nucleotide messenger RNA. Lineage: Eukaryota; Metazoa; Nematoda; Chromadorea; Rhabditida; Rhabditidae. The record is from the annotation of a GenBank genome assembly.
AUGAACCCUGCUCCAGCUCUUUCCGGAUCUGCUCCAGCUGCUGCUGAUUCUCUCAAGACUCCUGUUCGACCGGAGUUCCGUCUUGCCGAAGCUACUCGUACCUCGACGGCUCCUAUUCGCAAACGAUCUCGCAAUUCUAUGGGUUCGUUUAUUCUAUUCCCGUUCUUUGAUUAACCUGAUUGAUUUGCAGGUGAAGAAGCCAGGAACCUUCCUUGUCCAGUUCUCGACUUCAACAUCUGCGAUUCUCCACAGAAGAAGGCCGCGAAGGCCGAAGACGUGGUUCUGGUCGUCGUCGAGCAACCGGCUCCAAUCGUCGUCGAGCAACCGGCUCCAAUCGUCGUCGAGCAGCCAGCUCCAGUCAUCGUCGAGCAGCCAGCUCCAGUCGUCGUCGAGCAGCUCGUUCCGGUCGUCGUCGAGCAACUGGCUCCAGAGGUCGUCGAGCAGCCGACGUCUCCAGCCAGAAGCUGCAUUCGUCCUGCGGGAUUGAGAAGACUCUCGUGGGCUCCAGUCAGGACGCCAGUUCGGUUCUCGAAGAAGAGUGAGUUUCCCCUCUGA